Messenger RNA from Drosophila serrata, 8429 nucleotides. It is a transcript of the gene htk, whose product is annotated as AT-rich interaction domain hat-trick. NCBI's taxonomy places the organism in Eukaryota, Metazoa, Arthropoda, Insecta, Diptera, Drosophilidae. Gene Ontology annotation, biological process: regulation of transcription by RNA polymerase II. Gene Ontology annotation, cellular component: nucleus. The record is from RefSeq and is a predicted model, not a curated record. Gene Ontology annotation, molecular function: transcription cis-regulatory region binding.
GGCUUUGGUGUGACCAGAGUUAUCUAAUUACUUCACGACAGUCUACUCGCAACGAUGUCAUCGGCGUUAUCGAUAGUGCUGCCAUCGAUGUUUUGUCAUCUCUAGCGAAAAUUUCAUGCGCCAAAAACGUAAACUAAAGACGAGCUCGUCAAAUUAUAACCCAUUAAGUGCUACGGACUGGCUUACUGGCCCUUUUAAGUGAAUAAUAAAGAUCGGGGCAGCUGGAGAAAUUGAAAGCUGCCCAUAAAGUGAGAAAAAGAGAGAAGAGGCAACUCAUAGUACAGCCGAUGCUGCGCUGCGGCAGCGGAGCAAGAAGAAGAGCGGCAACGCUGCACUGUCCACGGCUUAUAAACAACAAAAGGAAUAAAGUCGCAGUUCAGAAUUCAAUUAAUAAGUACAACGUAAUAGGCAUGUUCAGAAAAAGUGCAUAGUUCGUGGCAAUAGCAAAAGGGAACGCAUAAACUCCCAAAAGAUGCAGCAAAUGGACGAUCCGCCAUCGCUGCCCGUGGGCACGGAGGUGAGUGCCAAGUAUAAAGGCGCCUUUUGCGAGGCCAAGGUCAGCAAGGUGGUGCGCAACAUCAAGGUGAAGGUGGCUUACAAGCAGGGUCUGGGCUCUGGCAUCGUCUCCGACGACGCCAUCAAGGCACCCACCGGCCAGUUGCGUGUGGGCGCCGUCGUGGAGGUGCGUCAUCCUGAUCGCAAGGAGAUUGUGGAGGCAACCAUAACCAAGAUCCAGGAUUGCUCCCAAUACACGGUUGUCUUCGAUGACGGCGACAUUACAACGCUUAGAAGAACGGCUCUGUGCCUGAAGAGUGGGCGGCAUUUCAACGAGAGUGAGACGUUGGACCAGCUGCCAUUGACGCAUCCGGAGCACUUUGGCAAUCCCGUGGUGGGCGGACGCCGCGGACGGCGGCGGGGUCAGCUAAACGAGGAUAGUUCCGAUGACGAUGACGAAAGCGAUGCCAAGGAAGUGGUCAACGAGAAGGAGGAGAAUAUUGGCAAGGUGGUGUGCGUGGAGACCGAGUCCAAGAAGAAGGACAAGGAGAAAUGGUUCCCCGCUCUCGUUGUGGCUCCCACAGCUCAGGCCACCGUUCGCAUCCGCGUGAAGGACGAGUACCUGGUGCGCUCGUUUAAAGACGGCCGCUACUAUACGGUCCCGAAGAAGGAGGCCACCGAGUUCACCCGCGAAGUGGCAAGCAAACAGGACGUGCCUGCUGUGCAGGCGGCCCUCGAGUUCCUCGACAGCAGUAUCCUGCCGCCCCACUGGGAUCGCGACUCACUGUUCGGCCUUUCGAAUCUAUCCAGCGACGACGAGGGAGAGAUCGACUCGGACUCCUCCGACGACGAGCCGCACGAGGAGAAGGAUCGUUUUGUGGCGCAGCUGUACAAGUAUAUGGAUGACAGGGGGACGCCGCUCAACAAGGUGCCGUCCAUUCAAAGUCGGGACGUGGACCUCUAUCGACUCUUUCGCGCGGUGCAAAAGCGUGGCGGCUACAACCGUGUGACUUCCCAGAACCAGUGGAAGCUCAUAGCCGUCCGCCUGGGCUUCACGCCUUGCACUGUUAGUGUGAUGAACCUAGUGAAGCAGGCGUACAAGAAGUUCCUGCAGCCGUACGGCGACUUCCACCGCAAGCUCGGCUGCUCCAUGCUGAUGACCUCCCGGAACUCUAACCGCAGCAAGGGUAGGAGUCUGGUGCGCGCCAAUUCUGUGGCCUCGCCCAAACCCACUGAAACAACGAAGACGGAAACCAUCAGCAAAUUGGCCCAGCCAAAUCAAACAAACGUGGUUGCGGCGUCGUCCUCAAGUACAGCUUCAAGCUCGGCAGCAGCGACAUCGGCGGCCACCCCAGUCAGAGCUGCGUCCACCGCCUCCCAAUCAGCGGUCGAGGUAGAGUCCGAGGACACCAGCGAGUCCAGUGUUGUGGUUGAUUUGCCAGCCAAGAAGCAGAGGAAAGGCUCGGCGGCCAGUAGCAAUCAGCAAGGCAAGGUCAAGACCCUGGUGGAGAAGUACGAGGAGAAAUCAACCGCAGCACAAGCUUCGUCAUCCGCUGCAGGAGGCGGAAGCGGAGGAGCAGCUGCUACAGCGGGCUCGGGAACCAGCGGUUCGACUGCAGCCACAACAACACCAGCUGCGACGGGAGUAGCCUCGUCCUCAUCCUCCACCACCAAUUCAGCGACCCCAUCGUUUUCCGCCGCCACACCUGGCGGUGGCGUCUCAGCCUCUGCAGCAUUCGGCAAGGAUACCGAAUCGGAUAUGCCAUUAGCCAAAAUCAAGGCAGCUGCAGUAGCGGCGGCUGCCGCAACCAGAAACAACAGCAUGGAGAAGGAGACGAACGUCAGCUCGGGCAGUAGCGCAUCCGCCUCCAGCAAGGCCAAUUCAGCUGAGAUGCAACGCAGUCGGGAUGCCUCGCCAUCAGUCUCUGGUGGACCGCCUUCAGUUGCGGGUAGCACCUCCAUUGCACCAGCUUCCAGCGCCCAGCCGCCGUCUACGAAGAAGGAGAAGCACCAGCGUACCAAGCAGACCGACAAGGAUAAGGACAAGGAAAAGGACAAGGACAACAACAAGGACAAGGAUAAAGACAAGGACAAGGAGGAGAAGCAGCCGGGCAGCGGUAAGCGUAAGAAGGAGAAAAUUAGCGUGGAGAAGAUCGAUACGGGUGACUUUGUGGUUGGGAUCGGCGACAAGCUGAAGGUAAACUACCAUGAGAAGAAGUCACCGAGCUCACAUGGCAGCACGUACGAGGCGAAGGUCAUCGAGAUCAGUGUCCAGCGUGGCGUGCCGAUGUAUCUGGUCCACUACACCGGCUGGAACAAUCGGUACGAUGAGUGGGUGCCUCGUGAGCGGAUUGCCGAGAACUUAACCAAGGGCUCCAAGCAGAAGACCCGCACCAUUAGCACGAGCAGUGCCAACAGUGGCAGCGGUGGAGGAGGUGGCUCCCUCUCUGUGCAGGGCUCCCUGCCACCCGGAGUAGCAGAGAAGCAGCAACAGCAGCAGCAGACCGCCAAGGAGGGUGGCUCAAAGAUUCCGCCCUCGUCGGGACUUUCCUCUGGCCCAGGAGUUUCCCCGUUGCCCGGAUCCCUAGGUGGGGCCACCUCCACUCCCUCGCUGCUCUCCUCCACUGCGGUGAAGACCCCCACAUCGGCUGGCGUCAAGCGUGGACGCGGUCGUAGCGACUCAAUGCCGCCGCGCUCCACGACGCCCUCAUCGGUGGUGGUCUCUGGCGGGGGUCGCACCAAAUCUCCAGCUGCCUCGCAACAGCACCAGCAGCAGGGGAUGAAGAAGCGGCCGACGCGCGUCUUGCCGGGAACCACCACGUCCCGCCGCACCUCAGACGCCUCGAUGGCCACCGAGUCGGAUUCGGACUCCGAUGAGCCAGUGCGCCGACCAAAGAGGCAACAGUUAGCCAAAGAGAAGGCGCAAGUGGGAAAGCAGCAGCAGGGCAAGGGCCGCGCGGCCAGCAGUGCCUCCUCUACGGCCCCACCUAGGGAAGAUCCCAGCGAUGAUUCCGAAGAGGACGACGAGGAAGAGGAGCCGCCGAAGCAGCAGCAGCAGUCAGUUUCCGCACGGGGAGGAUCCCGAGCUGGCGGCAACCGAGCCAUGAGCAGUGGCGCUGCCUCCGCCAAGGGGCGUGACUACGAUCUCAGCGAGAUUCGAUCGGAACUGAAGGGAUUCCAGCCGCAGCUCCUCACAAAUACCCUGCCCAACGAAGAGCGCAAGAAGGAUGCCGCCAUUAAGACCGAGUCGUCGUCGUCAUCGUCCGCCGCCGAGCCAGCCGCUCUGCUGCAGGACGUCGUCAAGAAGGAGCCAGGAAAGCUGGAGUCCUCGGCUAAGAGUCGCAGUUCCACCGAAAUGUCUUCUGAAACAGAAUCGUAUGCGGACGAGGACUCGCAGUCCUCUGACUACCGCAAGCAACCGAAGGGAGCCGGCAAGCGGGAGCCCAUAAUGGGCACCACUCCCUCGAAAUUGCAGCAAGAUCAGCUCAUACCCAAGCGCGAACUGUCGGCUGUCAAGGAGGAGCCAGCGCUAAAAGUGGAGCCGAAAGCGGAGCCAAAAACCGAGGACGAGCCGACACCAAAGAACAAGCCACCCUUCCUCGGGGCGGACAUUAAACCCACCACCCUGAUAGCUCCAGCUAGAUUUGGGAACACCUCCGCUCCCUCGGUCCAAGCUCCGGCCGCCACUGGCUCUUCCACAGCCAAAUACACGUCGGUGAUUGUGGAGAAACUACUGACAUUCGGCGGCAAGAAGUCGGCAGGCACGGAGCAGCAGCAUCUGUCUAUGAAGAAGACGGCCGUGGCAGCGGGCGGCAGUCAGGAAUCGAAGAAGUUCGCCGAACCGGUAGCAAGCCUGAAAGUGGAGCUACCGGCAGCCUGUUCGCCUUCAUCCUCCUCCUCGUCAUCCAGUUCGUUCUGCUCGAGCGGAUCGGGGAGCGGUAGCUCCAGCUCGGCCACUCGCUCCUUGCCGGACAUGAGUAAGCUGGAGAUCAGCAGUGGAACAACUGCGUCGGCUGUAGCAGCAGGAGCACCCUCAACGAGUACUCCGGCCAGUGCAUGCGGCAGCUCCUCGGGCCCCAGCACCGGCCCCUCCGUCAAGGAAAGCAAGUACAGCAGUAGCAGUGGCGGAGCUGCAGCAGCGGCAGCAGCAGGAUCGGGACUAAACAUGCGCAAGCUACUGUCCUCGGACGUCUAUGAGUUUAAGGACACGGAACCGUUUGAGUUUGAGAAGCGCAUCUCGCCCAUGGCCUCGGUGGGGGCAACAGGAACUGGUACAGCUGGAGCGGGAGCAGCUGCCCCCGGAGCAGUAGUUGCCUCGGUAAUCACCGCUGUGUUGCCGCCAACAGCGGGCGCAGGAGCAGGAGCAUCCGCACCGGGAUCAGCCACAGCUACGGCCACAUCCUCUGGCGGCGCUGCUGUUGUGGUCAGCUCGGCAGCCAGGAAGCAAGCCCUGAAGGCCAGCGCCAUGCAGCAUAGCCUAGAAGUGCACCAGCUACACCAGCCCUCUUCCUCCGCCGGUUAUGGUCCCAUUUCGAGCGGAGCGUUAACCGGAUUGACAGCUGCCGCCAAGCCGAAGAAGAGAGGAUCACCGCUUAAAGAAGCUUCUCUGGGUCUGGAAAAGAGCAAGACCCCAAAGCUAGACAGGGACCAAGUCCAACAGAUGGACUCGAAGCCGCAACAGCUGACGCCACCCACCUUAAAGGUGCCCCAGUCGGGGGGUGGACAACUAACGCCCUCUGGUGUGGCAAAUCCAGUCAAGAUGCACACGCCACCAGGAGUGGGAGCAGGGUCUGCUGCAUUGAGUACAACGCCGACGGCCACGAGCGCCGCCAACACUUCGUCGUCUAUGGCCAUUCCCGUCCAGCUGACCCCACAUCAUGCGACGCCCUUCGAUGCCCUGAGAAAGUCGCCCAGCUUCAACCUCAACAUCACCGCCCUGAACGAGGAGUUGGCGCAGACGGUCCAGGAAACCACGCGAGCACUCACGGAUGCCCUGCAGCCACCGCCAACGACGCCCGUGGCUAUACCAGUACCUGUGCCCGGGAUUCCGACGAUUGUGCCCACGGCCUCAGCCGCCCUCAGCUGUCCUGGCACACCGCCAACAGGACCUAGUUCCGCCGCCGCUGUUGCCGCCUCCCCCAAGCUGAGCACUCCACCGCAGGCGCCCAAGCAGCGCCGCUCCCACAUCGUGGGCAGUCCCUUCAUUGAGACGCGCAACGUGUUUGAGCUGAGCACCUCCAACGAAGGCAGUGGCUAUAGUUCCGGAGAGUCCAAGGACAACAAAUUCGAGAAGCUGGAGAAUGUGAAGAUCCUUCUGGCCGGCGCAGCCGGACCCUUUGAUCUCGACGCCGGCAGCUACGAGCAGAAAACAAGCUCCAUUGCGGACAAGGUCCUCAAGGCUAUCAGUCAGAAGAAGGAGGAAGUGGAGAACAGCAAGAGCAAACCGGCCGCGGCAUCAUCGGUGGUGGAAGCCACAGUUACCGCUAAGCCAGCGGCGCCGGAGGAUAUACCUCCGCCCAAGCUGGAGCCGAGCAGCAGCCAGUCCAUUAAGCUGGUUACCUUGAAGCUGUUGAGCGAGCCACUCAAGAUCCAGACGGGUCCACUGUUAGGCGAGAUGUAUCGACCCGGGCCGGCUACCAGUAGUCCGGAGACUAAGUCCAUACUGGAAUCCUCGUUGCCGGCGAAGAACAGCGAGCUGAGCGAAACUAUUCAGAAGCUGGAAUGCGCCAUACAGCAGCGAAAGACCCCGGUAGGUGGAGCUCACUCGCUGGCCAGCUCCAACGCCGGCACACCGCCCACCGCACACACGCCUAACUCGACGGCCACCGCGGGACCGGGAUUCUCCGACGACGAGUCCAUAGACAGCACCGAUUCCGAGCAGAGGUUGGUCAUCGAGGAUGUGAUAGCAGAGGAGCACACCACCACCACGACGACCGGAGAACAGAAGAGCCCGGGUUCGGGGCAGGAGGAGGGCCAGACCACGGCUACUAUGGUGACAGCGGGCACUUCCGCUGAGACGGAGGCCACCAGCAGCAGCAAUGCCACGCCACCGGUCUCUGCACCCGUGAAGCUGGAACUUGGCGCCGCUGGGAAAGCCCUGCCCGGUAUCCAGGCGCCGAUUCCCCUGAAGCUCACCGAGGGCGGCAGCUCCUUUGCAGGCAAGCUGACUGCUGUUGUGACUCAACCCCCGCCACUGGCCAAGCUUCAGCAAUCGGAGGACUCAACCAAGACGACCCUCAGUUCUUUCGGUAUUCCCAUCGUCGUACCCGAGAUCCCCGCCUCCGUGGUGGUGGCCACUCCAGCUCUUAUGGUUGCCUCUGUCCCAAGCUCCGCGUCCUCUUCAUCGGUGAUGCGUCCAAGUCCCGGUUCUACUUCAAGCUCACCCGCAGCUGCAGCCGGCACACCCGUCUUGAUCUCACCCAAGGCCUUCCAGUCGGCCUCGAAAGUGGGUGCCGCUGAUGUGUCCGGCGGUGGACUGCUCUUAAAAACCUAUACGGGCGUCGGCGGUAGUGGAGUGGUAACGACUACCGUAGUGGCACCCGUUGUCCCCUCGAAUUUUGCCCAACAUCAGGGACAGCAGCAGCAACAGCAGGCCACCGGUGUGCUCCAAGCAACGCCAGAGAUCCCCAGCGGCUACAUAAUCGAUCCGGAGAGUGGAGCAGAGGUCCCUAUCAACUCGCCCGUGGUGGCCCGUCCGUUUGUAAUGCAUGCCGUCGGCAAGGAGAUCUUCAAUGUGGCGGCACCGGCUGGCUCCCCCCUGAUCAGUGAUCCCCACAACGAUCAGUCCAUCAACUUGCUCUGCGAAGAGACUAUUCCCGGCAGUCCGGCGCCAAACUACGGUGGCAAAGAGGACCAGUUACUGCCCGCCUCCAUUGGCCCUACGUUGGCCAUCGUCUCUGGGGUUACUCCGCUGCCGUCGGAUGCCCCGCCAGCAGCAGGAGCUAUGGCUACUGCUCUCCAGCAGCAGCCACAAACACAGCAAAUGCAGCAACAGUCGGCCUCGGAGGUGGUGAACCCCUCGGACACCAAUAGUUCCCCGGACUCGGCCAGCCAGGAGGAUGAGAGUGGCGAGGAGACGCAGAAAAAGAACCCAGAGCACGGACACGAGCUCGAAGACCCCACGGGACUGAGCAAGCGCAAGCGCACCCGGAAACAGGUGCCCAUGAGCGCCCAGGCAACGGCUGCCGUUGCCGCUCAGCUGCAGUCUCUGGGCAAGCGGCGUCGCCAGGUGUCCGGGAUGCGUAGCCAGAAGACAACCACAACGACAGCUGGCUCCGAUACGGACGACAACUCGGACAAUAUUAUGCCCAUCGCAGGACAGCAACAGCAGCAGCAGGUGCAGCAACGUCAGAGUGCCCGCCACCAGCUGAUGUUGCCCCAGGCCAGCACCCAGUUGCAGCAGCAGCAGCAACAGCAACUGCAGCAACAAUUGCAGCAGUCGAUCGUGGGCAACCAGCCCGGAGUGCGUCCCUGUCCCUACAACUUCCUCGUGGAGCUGGAUCCCGCUCUUAGCUCCGACGAGUGCAUCACGAUCCUGCGCAAGCAGAUCCAGGACCUACGAAAGGCUUACAACACCAUCAAGGGUGAACUGGCCGUCAUCGAUCGGCGUCGCAAGAAGCUGCGGCGUCGCGAGCGCGAGAAAAAGCAACAGCAGAUGCAGAGCCAGCAGCAGCAGGGCAAGCUGUGUGCCUAAAAUUGGUCUCCCACCCACCACACACACACCCAGGAUAAGUGCAAAUAAGAAGGCAAAAGGUUAAAGCAAGCAAACAAGUGAGAGGGAGCAUAUACAAUUGUACAAUAUCUUUUAACUUUUAUUUUUUUUCGCUCCUCUUGCUAAUUAGUUUAUAAAACAGUGAUUAAGUAAACGUCGAAAUUUAUGUAGGGUUUUAUAAAAAUACAUUUAACAAGAUGUAUACACUGUCUAAGCAGAAAUA